Molecule: messenger RNA, 2501 nt
Organism: Oncorhynchus gorbuscha (pink salmon)
Lineage: Eukaryota; Metazoa; Chordata; Actinopteri; Salmoniformes; Salmonidae
Product: regulator of G-protein signaling 6-like
Exons: 18
Coding region: 370-1941 (523 amino acids)
Biological process (GO): regulation of G protein-coupled receptor signaling pathway; intracellular signal transduction; G protein-coupled receptor signaling pathway
Source: RefSeq, a predicted model, not a curated record
UCCGUACCUGACUGCUCCACUCUACACAGAUACCACCCACGCCACAGCCCAGCGCAGAGCUAGAGACAGAACGAGGAGAGAGGGGAGAGAGAGAAACGCUACACAGCAGCUGUUUGUUCCGCGUCUUCUUAUUCUUCUCCCGUUCUCACCAUCCUCACAUCCCUCCUUUUGUCUGACUCUCUCUCUCUCUCUUUCCCUCUCUCUCUCGCUCCUCAAGCCACUUAUAUCAUGAACCUGCCGUGUGCUUGUUGCUAAGGGGGGAAGAGAACCAAGAGGAGGGGACCAGCCGAUACUUAAAGCCUCCAGCGACAGAAGAAGAAAGUGAACGAAGGAGAGGGAGAGGAGACAGAACUCAUAAUUGUCUACAGUAUGAACCAGUCCAGCCAGGACCAGAGUGGAGUGGGGACCGAGCUCUACAGUAUGAACCAGUCCAGCCAGGACCAGAGUGGAGUGGGGACCGAGCUCUACAGUAUGAACCAGUCCAGCCAGGACCAGAGGGGAGUGGGGACAGCAGACCCUGAUCAGGACUCUCCCAACGUCAUCGUCUACAGAAAGAUUGAGGAGAUAGUGACCCGUAUCCAGGAUGAGACUGAGGGCGUUCCCAUCAGAACUGUCAAGAGCUUCCUGACCAAGAUACCCAGCGUCGUCACAGGUGCAGACAUAAUACAGUGGCUGAUGAAGAACCUGGCCAUUGAAGAUCCAGCUGAGGCCAUCCACAUCGGGAGUCUGAUUGCUGCUCAGGGAUAUCUCUUCCCCAUCUCUGAUCACGUUCUGUCACUCAAAGACGAUGGAACCUUCUAUCGCUUCCAGGCUCCAUAUUUCUGGCCUUCUAACUGCUGGGAGCCAGAGAACACAGACUAUGCUAUCUAUCUGUGCAAGAGGACCAUGCAGAACAAGACUCGUCUGGAGCUGGCUGAUUAUGAGGCGGAGAACCUAGCCAGACUACAGAGAGCCUUCACUAGGAAGUGGGAGUUUGUCUUCAUGCAGGCCGAGGCUCAGGUCAAGAUCGACACGAAAAAGGAUAGAAUUGAGAGGAAGAUUCUAGACAGUCAAGAAAGAGCUUUCUGGGAUGUCCACAGGCCUGUGCCAGGUUGUGUGAACGUCACAGAGAUGGACAUCAGGAAAUGCAGACGUAUGAAGAACCCACAGAGAGUCAAGAAGUCAGUGUAUGGACUGAUAGAGGAGGGUCGUUCACAGAGCCAGGUACACAGACCCUCACAACUAGCCAGGAAAGGCACCAAAGAGGACGUGGAGAAAGAGAUUGUGUUUCUUAACAGCCAGUUGGACCGACACUGUAUAAAGGUUUCAAAAGUCGCUGAGAGUCUGAUGACCUACACUGAGCAGUACCAGGAGUAUGAUCCGUUUGUAGUGUCACCAGAACCCUCCAACCCCUGGACCAGUGACGACCUCUCAUUCUGGGACCUGGAGGCCAGUAAGGACCCCAGUCAACAGAGAGUGAGGAAGUGGGGUUUUUCUCUAGAAGAAGCUCUGAAUGAUCCGGCAGGUCGCGACCAGUUCCUCAAGUUCCUGGAAUCAGAGUUCAGCUCAGAGAACCUACAGUUUUGGUUGGCUGUCCAAGAUCUGAAGAGGCAGCCUCUGGAGAACGUGGCAGAACGGGCUCGGGAGAUCUGGACAGAGUUUCUGGCAGAAGGAGCUUCCAGCUCCAUCAACCUGGACUCACACAGCUACGAACGCACCAGCGCCAACCUUAAAGACCCGGGGCGAUACAGCUACGAAGACGCUCAGGACCACAUCUAUAAGCUGAUGAAGAGUGACAGCUACACACGGUACCUCCGCUCCAACGCUUACCAGAACCUUCUGAUGGCCAGGAAGAAGCCUGAGACGGAGCAGCAGCAGGGAAGACGCACCUCUCUGGAGAAGUUCACACGCAGCGUGGGCAAGUCACUGACGGGCAAACGGCUGACGGGCCUGAUGUCCUGAACCAGGCCUGGGGCUAGAGUAAGACAGCCAUGCCCACUGGAGCUGAUCCACUGUUGGGAGAGUGGUGUUGAGGCUUAGAGUCCUUUACUGGGGCCUGGACACAACGUCGCCCACAUAACUGACUCCAGAUCAGUUUCCUGAGCUCCAGCGGAGGACAGACAUCAUGCAAUAAGUCACUUAGAUCUGACACUGGGCGAGUGGCUGCGUCUCAAGUGGUACCAUGUCGUCUUAUAUAGUGCACUAUUUCUGACUAGAGCCCGUGUGAUUUGUGUAAUCCAUACAAGAAAGUGUACACUUUGGAGACUGGCAACAUCCUAGCCUGGGCAUGAGUCUAAAGUAGUGGAGACUGGCAACAUCCUUGCUUGGGCAUGAGUCUAAAGUAGUGGAGACUGGCAACAUCCUAGCUUGGGCAUUAGUCUAAAGUAGUGGAGACUGGCAACAUCCUAGCCUGGGCCUUAGUCUAAAGUAGUGUACUAUGAAGACAAUAAGGUGCGAUUUGGGACGCAGACACUGUAGUUUAUCAGCAUAUAACUCUGCCCUCUCUCUCUCUCUCUGUGUCU